AUGAGCGAUACUGAAGUAAAUACAGAAAUCGAUUUAGGGACAGUAAAAAAAAGGAAAAAUGCUAAAAAUGUUGAUAAAUAAUAAGAUGAGGAUGCUAAAAAAAAAGAUCAAAUGGACACUGUUAAAAUUGGGUAAAAUAAAAAGGAAAUGCCAAAAAAGAAAAAAAGUUCUUCAAAAGAGUCUUUGGUUUCCUCUGUUUCUGAAUAAAAAAACCAGUAAAAAAAAGCAGCAAAAAAUAAUAAUAAAAAAGCAUUAAAAAACCUUGACGAAGAAGUAAUUGGGGAUGAAAAUACUGAUGAAAGUGAUAGCGAUGAACAGAUAGCAAAAGAAGAUAUUUCUACUUGUGACUAAAAACCAAAAGGCGGAAAGGGUGCAAAGAAAGAGCAAAAAGCUAACAAUAAAAAUAAAUACUCUGUUUAAGAUUACUAAACCUUGAUUGAUUACAUGAAAAACUCUAACAAGCCUUUUAAUGCAACUACUCUUGAAAGUAACUUAAAAGGAAAAACAUAAUUUAAAAAAGGGUCAAUUGAGGCUGCACUUAGUUAGGCUGUUGAAGAAAAAUAUAUUGUUAGAAAAGCAUAUGGUAGUGCAUAUGUAUUUUGGUAUAACCAAGAACUUCUUCCUGUUGUAAAUAAAGAGGAGAUAGAGUAGUUGACUAAUGAAAUUCUAAAUAAAUAAAAAGAGGCUUCAGAAGUAAACUAAAAAUUAAGAAAUUUAGUUUCUUAGUUAUCGAAAGUAAUGUAAGAAAAAACAAACGAUUAGUUGCAACUAGAAAUAGAAAAAUUUAAACAGUAAAUUUUUUAAUUAGAUUAAGAUAUGCAAUAUUUUACUAGUGAAUCGUUUAUACCAGAAGACUCUAACGUUGUAAGAUAAAUUGAAGAUAAGCUAGCUAAAAUAGAAGGUAUAUUUAAAAAAAGAAAAAGAACUUGUGAAGAAGCCGUCAAGGAUUUAUUGGAAAACCAAGAGGAAAGCAUAAGCUUAUAAUAGAUGUUUUAAACAAUAGGAAUUGAUGAAGCAGAUAAUUCAGCUCUUAUCUGA
Messenger RNA from Tetrahymena thermophila SB210, 1038 nucleotides. RefSeq names its product TBP1 interacting protein. Gene Ontology annotation, cellular component: DNA recombinase auxiliary factor complex; condensed nuclear chromosome. Lineage: Eukaryota; Ciliophora; Oligohymenophorea; Hymenostomatida; Tetrahymenidae. The transcript is spliced from 5 exons. Gene Ontology annotation, biological process: homologous chromosome pairing at meiosis; meiotic strand invasion involved in reciprocal meiotic recombination; meiotic joint molecule formation. Gene Ontology annotation, molecular function: double-stranded DNA binding; recombinase activator activity. The record is from RefSeq and is a predicted model, not a curated record.